UUCUGAUGAAUGUUUUUUUUUUAUAUUUAAGCUCAUGUUGAAGUGAUUUACAGGGACAAAGACAAUAUGUGAUUCUCAGUAGUACUCGGUGAUUACUUUUUACAGGAGGGGUGGGUAAUUCCCCAGGACAGAACAGGUCACAUGUAAGGGCCGGUGGAGACACCGAGGGGUGUAAAGAACAGGUGGGACAGAGGGUUGUUUAAAAAGGGUGGGAUGGAGUGAUGUAAAAGAAGACAGGAUAGAAAGAUGGAGAUGGUGCUAACAGAUGGACUGAAGGGGGAUUAUGGAUGCUCUUGGUAGAGUGUGACACCAAUUUCCAAGGAAAGGCAGGAAAAGGAGGAGAUUUGGGAAGGAUUUUACCAAAAAAGGGGAAAAGCAGAAAUAAUCACAGAAGGGUAAGGAGAGAAACUGCAUGCUGAAUGAAAGAGACGAGACAUUUUGUUUAACAACUGCACAAGAAGGAAGAAAAAAAAUGAAAAUGAAUGGAUGGAAACGGGGGAAUUAUUAAGAUGGACGUGAUGUAAGAAGUUCAAUGUGCACAGGGAUCUCUUUCUCAUUUCUGCUUUAUAUAAUUUUCUCAAUUUCAUUCUCAUCCCAAAAGAUUUUUUUUUUUUUUUUUGUGCGUGGACACUGGCAUCCCUGUUUGCCCUUCUCUUCCUUACCUCUAGGUAGCAUGUUGGACCACAUGUCCAGGCGCUCUCGCUCCCUGCUCUCUCUUUUCCUGACCUCCCUUGCCCUUGCUUUAUCUGUGCUGGCUUUCUGUACGUCUUACUGGUGUGAAGGAACGCACAAGGUGGUCAAACCUCUCUGCCUUUCACCUGUCAAGAUGAAGAACUGCGGUCAGAACAAUAGUGAGCCUUACACUACAGAAAGCCCCACCCCAGAUCCACGGGGCACUUUACCACCAAAGCGAAGGGAGGAACUAGCCAGGAUUCGUCAAAGGCAAUUGGCCAACGCAGUUCACUACAUUUGGGAGACGGGAGAAGACAAGUACACCUUCAGAUAUUUCCACACAGGAUUUUGGGAGUCUUGUGAAAAACACGCUGAUGGAGAACGAUGUCGCCGGUUCUUAGAUCUUACUCCUGGAGAGACUCAUGGUGUUCUGUGGUUGUCAAUGAUUGCUGAGUUCAUGUACAUCAGUUUGUUGGGGAUGGGGUUUCUACUCAUGUGGGUGGAAGUGUUGUGUGCUCAUAAAGAAAUGCAUGCGCUCAAAAUCAAUGCUUUUGCAGCCAUGUGCACUGUGCUCUCAGGACUGUUAGGGAUGGUGGCUCAUAUGAUGUACACCACCGUAUUUCAGCUGACUGUGAUUGUGGGGCCCAAAGACUGGAGACCUCAGACAUGGGACUACGGUUGGUCAUUUGCGUUGGCAUGGGUGUCUUUCAGCUGCUGCAUGGGUGCUGCGGUUAUGACCCUUAAUUCUUACACCAAAACAGUCAUUGAGAUGCAUCACCGCCAGAGACUUCGAUUAGAAGAGGCCCGCGCUACAACCCACGCUCCAUCCUACGAUGAGGUGGUCCCAGGGGGCGGGAUCUACUCCGUGAGUGGCCUGUUACAGUGCCCGAAUGGGAUGAUGGACUCUGUGUGGGCAUCCAAUGGGAACAUGAGAAUGGUGCAAGAGGAAGAUGUGCCCACCCUGGUACUGGUUGGGGGAUGCAGACCGGAUACGUGUGAGGACUGUGAGAGAGAGAUAGAUGAGAUGAAGGAGGCCAUGAAAGGAAUAGAUUCCCCUUGCUGAUUCACCCAAAAAUGAAAAAUCUGACUUCAUUUACUCCAACACAUUUUGCUCCUAAGCUCAGUUAAUUUUUUUUGUCGGUGGAACACAAAAGAAGAUUUUUUGAAGAAUGUUGGUAAUCAGAUAGUUUUGGUUGCCUUUAAAAAAACUCUGCAACAUAUCUAUUUUUGAGUCAUGCGGGUUUGGAACGACAAGAGUGUGAGUAAAUGAUGUCAGAUUUUUAUUUUGGGUGAAAUAUAGCUUUAAUGGGUUUUUACAACAAAGGCCUUGUCUGUUUCGUUUGUCUGAUUAACUGACUGACUUGCAAAAAUUGUCUAUGCAAAAUGUCCCUAUAGAUGAUUUUUUUUAGGUAUGUGUGUGGCUGAAAUUCAGUCAUUAUGAGUGAGAGAGACUGUAGACAUACAGCAGAUGUGAGAAAGGAGAAAGGUGUGUUUAAAUCAUUCAGUGAUUGGAUUUUCAAGUGUGAGGAUUCCAGGAAAUUGUAUUUAUGUAUUGAUGAGACUCUUGAGUGGAUUACGUUGAGAUUGUUUCAGAUCACAAAGCCUGUUUUAUUUUUAGUUAUGCAUCUCAUCUGUUAUAUACAAAAAGGUGUUCUGUUAUAUCAAAUCUUUUAUGCUAUAUUUGUGUUAUUUAAUAACUCUGUUGCUCAGAAAAGCAUCUGAUACCAUAGCUAAUGUACAGACUUGCUUAAAAGAGCAUUAUUACUAACAAAAUCUAAAAUGCUUGAAUAUUUACUAAAUGUGGAAUUGUUGCAACCA
Molecule: messenger RNA, 2490 nt
Organism: Pimephales promelas (fathead minnow)
Lineage: Eukaryota; Metazoa; Chordata; Actinopteri; Cypriniformes; Leuciscidae
Product: germ cell-specific gene 1-like protein
Cellular component (GO): plasma membrane
Source: RefSeq, a predicted model, not a curated record